CCUUUCCCCUUCCGCACUCGAUCAUGACCCCCUCCCCUCCUCCCUUCCAUUUCCACCCUCUCAAAUCCUCUACCAUGCCCAUGAAACUUCUCCGAACCGACCCGCCCGAAUACUCCGCCGGCGGCCGCCCAAGAACCCAAGCCCUCCUCCGCCCUCACCGUCGAACCAACCCUUUUAUCUGGUUCGCCGCCUUCCUCUGCGUCAUCCUCAUCGUCCUCCUCAUUGCCGCCGGCAUACUCACUCUCAUCAUUUUCCUCAUCAUUAAGCCCCGCAACCCUUCCUUUGACACCACCUCAGCAACCCUAAACGCCAUCUAUCUCGAUUCCUCCGCUUACCUCAACGCCGACCUCACUUUCCUUGCCAAUUUCUCAAACCCUAACACCAAGAUCGACGUCGUCUUCGAGUAUGCGAGCAUCGAGCUCUAUUUCCUCAACCGCCUCGUCUCCGCGCAGCUGCUGCCACCCUUCGUUCAGAGGAGGGGGGAGGCGAAGCUCCAGGCCGUGCAUAUGAUUUCGAGCCAGGUUUACCUGCCUCCGGAGAUUGCGUUGGAGCUUGUGACACAGGUGAGGACCAAUAGGGUUUUUUAUAGCGUGAGGGGGACCUUUAGAGUUAGGGCGAUAUUUGGCGUUGGCCACUUUUCCUAUUGGUUGUAUGGACGGUGCCAGAUCGAGCUCACGAGUCCUCCCAGUGGAGUUUUGGUGGCGAGGAGUUGCAGAACGAAGAGGUGACGGUGAGUUCUCUGAGUUGGGAACGGUUUGAUCUCUGGUUUUCUCUGUUACUUUAAUGUUUUGGAAAUUUCUUGACUGGCAUUUUAAUGGAGCGAUUGCAGACCUUUAUUUGAUCCUGCGAUCGAUUGGAGGAAUGGGAAUAUGCUAUUUUUCCUGUUUUUGAGUUUGCUUUUAAUGAAUAAUGGAAUUAGGAGAUGAGAUUAUUUGGAGUUUGGGAGUUCGUAGUUUAAUUUACGAGUUUUUUAAGAGAAUUUGGAGAGAUGGGAAAGAAGAAAGAAAAGAAAAGAAAAGAACGAUUCUGAAGCUUCUUCAAACUUUUGGUUUUUCAAUGCUUAAGCACGAAGGAUUUCGAACUGGCAAAGUUUUUUGGAUUAUGAGAUCAAAUUUUUUUUAAUAUAUUUUGAAAUUACUGCUAUAUUAUUUAUGCAUGUAUUAUGCUAAUCUAAGCUAAUUUUGCAUCAAAAUAUCAUAAUAUAAAAUUCAUUUUUUUA
Messenger RNA from Dendrobium catenatum, 1219 nucleotides. Its product is annotated as NDR1/HIN1-like protein 6. The transcript has a single exon. The coding region runs from base 24 to 728 and encodes 234 amino acids. The record is from RefSeq and is a predicted model, not a curated record. NCBI's taxonomy places the organism in Eukaryota, Viridiplantae, Streptophyta, Magnoliopsida, Asparagales, Orchidaceae. Gene Ontology annotation, cellular component: plasma membrane.